Molecule: messenger RNA, 7060 nt
Organism: Lates calcarifer (barramundi perch)
Lineage: Eukaryota; Metazoa; Chordata; Actinopteri; Centropomidae
Gene: nr3c1
Product: nuclear receptor subfamily 3, group C, member 1 (glucocorticoid receptor)
Exons: 9
Coding region: 314-2659 (781 amino acids)
Biological process (GO): regulation of DNA-templated transcription; nuclear receptor-mediated glucocorticoid signaling pathway
Cellular component (GO): nucleus
Molecular function (GO): sequence-specific DNA binding; zinc ion binding; steroid binding
Source: RefSeq, a predicted model, not a curated record
UUUGUAUGUUUUUCCUGGAGGUUAGCGCCUACUUUCCUAAUGGUUAGCUGCGAAUCACCGUAGCUCAGCCAGUUCAACGCACAUUGCUCAACAAUUUACAGCUAAAUCGGACUGGGAGACUGAAAACUCAUGAGCACACCCACCUUGGCGUAUUUUCGUGGUUUUAUCUAGCCAUGUAGGUAGGACACGACGCGUUGAGGAGACACGUUAACAAACAUUGAGUCAGGGUUGCGUGCUGUGGACUGCCACUUUCAACCAAAACAAUGUUGACAAACGACCUGUGGACACAUAUCAACAACCAGUCAUUUCAAGGAUGGAUAAAGGUGGAGUGAAGAAGAUACCAUAUAGAAGAGAUGACCAUUUAAGCAAACUGGUCUACACUGAAAGCCCUGAGGAGGGAGGUCUGUUGAAAGUGGCUCCUCACAGUGCCAUGUCCAUCACCUCUGCCACCUCUGUCGUUCUUCCAUCCAGUCCGUUGAUGCAGCCAGGACAGGUACCAAACGGUCUCAGCAAUAGCCCCCUUCCAGAGGAGCUAACCUCCACCUCUAUCACUGCCACCGUAGGCCCCUUUUUGGGAGACUCAGAGCCCAGGGGCCUGACCAAAGAUCAGAGGCCUCAGCAGCAGCAGCAGCAGCAGCAGUUAUUCCAGACACAGACCUUUGGGCGUCAAACACCAGGGGACAGUUUGCCCCAGUUGGAGGCCAGUAUUGCAGACAUUACCCAGUCCUCUAUGGAUUCACUUAUUGGGGGAUCAGAUCCUAAUUUCUUCCCUAUGAAAGCAGAGGAUUUCUCCAUGGAUAAAGGAGACCAGGAUCCCAUUGACCUCGAUCAUGCCUUUGAUCACAUUGGGAAAGAUGUGGACGUGAACCAGAAGUUGUUCAGUGACAAUACCCUGGACCUGCUCCAGGACUUUGAGCUCACUGGGUCCCCCUCUGAUUUUUACGUAGGGGAUGAUGCCUUCCUGUCCACUCUUGCAGAUGAUUCUCUGCUUGGGGACGUUGGCGCGGAGAGGGACAUAAAGCCUGCCGUGGUUGAAAGCAGUAAUGGCAGUGUAGCAGUCUCUGUUGCUCUCAACGGCAGCAUUAUGGCAAGUCCAGAUCAGUCCAGCUCUGGCAUAUCCUCAUCUUCCCCUCUAACCCCUACAACCACUUUGUCCCCAUUGGUGAAGAAAGAAAAAGAUGCUGGCUUCAUUCAGCUCUGCACCUCAGGUGUGAUCAAACAGGAGAAGACAUCUGCAGGCCAGAGCUAUUGUCAAAUGAGUGGCACAACCUCCACAGGCAUGUCCACCUCUAACCCCAUUUCCAUCUGUGGGGUCAGCACUUCAGGAGGACCGAGCUACCACUUUGGAAUCAACCCCAGCAGCAGUGAAGCUCAGCAACGUAAGGAUCACAAGCCAGUGUCAAACCAGUAUCUCCCAGUGACGACCAUUAGUACAGCCUGGAACAGAGGCCAGAGUGUUGGGGACAACUUGAGGGUCGGUGAGGCUUUCUCAAGCUCUCCCUCCUACACCACCAGCUUUGCCAGACCGGAAGGGGGCACCACAGCAUCCUCAGCACCAGGAAAGAGCGGGACUCAUAAAAUCUGCCUGGUGUGCUCCGAUGAGGCUUCAGGCUGCCACUAUGGGGUUCUCACCUGUGGCAGCUGCAAGGUCUUCUUCAAGAGAGCUGUGGAAGGGCAGCAUAAUUACCUGUGUGCUGGGAGGAACGACUGCAUAAUAGACAAGAUCAGGAGGAAGAACUGCCCAGCCUGCCGCUUCCGCAAGUGUCUGAUGGCAGGCAUGAACCUGGAAGCACGCAAAACCAAGAAGUUGAACCGCUUAAAGGGCAGCCAGCUGAGCAACCCGCCCGAGGUGACUCCUUCUCCACCAGUUGAGGCUCGUUCCCUGGUACCCAAGUGCAUGCCUCAACUCGUUCCUACAAUGCUGUCCCUCCUGAAGGCCAUUGAACCGGACACCAUCUACGCGGGCUACGACAGCACCCUCCCCGACACCUCCACCCGCCUCAUGACUACCCUGAACAGGCUGGGCGGGCGUCAGGUCAUCUCUGCCGUCAAGUGGGCCAAGGCUCUGCCAGGUUUCAGGAACCUGCACCUUGAUGACCAGAUGACCCUGCUGCAGUGCUCCUGGCUCUUCCUCAUGUCUUUCGGUCUGGGCUGGAGAUCUUACCAACAGUGCAACGGCAACAUGCUCUGCUUCGCACCCGACCUCGUCAUCAAUGAGGAGCGUAUGAAGCUGCCCUACAUGGCCGACCAGUGUGAGCAAAUGCUGAAGAUUUCCAGCGAGUUCGUCCGGCUGCAGGUUUCCCACGACGAGUAUUUGUGCAUGAAAGUCCUGCUGCUGCUCAGCACAGUGCCAAAGGACGGCCUGAAGAGCCAGGCGGUGUUCGACGAGCUUCGGAUGUCGUACAUCAAAGAGCUGGGGAAAGCCAUUGUAAAGCGUGAGGAGAACUCCAGCCAGAACUGGCAGCGUUUCUAUCAGCUCACCAAGCUGCUCGACUCCAUGCAUGAGAUGGUCGGUGGACUGCUCAGCUUCUGCUUCUACACCUUUGUGAAUAAAUCCCUGAGUGUGGAGUUCCCAGAGAUGCUGGCAGAGAUCAUCAGCAACCAGUUACCAAAAUUCAAGGCUGGGAGUGUCAAACCUCUCCUCUUCCACCAGAGAUAACUGUGCCCCGUAACAGACACAAUGCCUUAAAAAUCCCACCACAUCACCUCACCAACCACCAACCACCCCCCCACCCCCCUCCCUCAGGAGAGCGACGAUGAAAGGACUGAGGAUCUGAAGGAGCUGAGGAGUGAAUGAUGUUUUUGGGAGCGAGUAUGCAACUUUGUGCAGUGGCUUACAGGUCUGGAGGGAGAGAGCAGCGAGAGACGCCAGACAGCGAGCACAGAGAUUUUGUUUUGUUGAACAGUCUAAGAUGUAGUGCGUAACAACAAGUAGGAAAUAUUUGUAAGAUAAUAGAAAAGAUAAUCCUAAAGAGAAAUAGGCUAACAUCCAUGUCGUCUCAGGUUUCUUACCUUCAAAUACACAACAAUAUCUAAAACAGAUAAAACAAAUAUCUCUGUACAGGUUCUGAUAGUAUUUUCUACAUUUUCAAAUUGUAACAGUUUAUACAGUUUUCCAGGUCAUUGUUACCUAGGAAGGUAACAUAGCUUAAUUAAUAACAUGCUCUUAAGUAGGCUUUUAGACUGUAUGUUCCUCUUUUAGUUUUUAUAGGAGGUUGUAACAAAAUGUUUAUCAGUCAUAUGGGGAAAAAAAAAAUCUGUUUUCCAGUCAUCUAAAAAGCAUAUUUCUGCUUUGCUUCGAUUGAUACUUUGGACAUACGAAACAAUUCUGUUGGAUUGUUAACUGACCAUUCAAAGGAUGAUUUCUCCCACAAGCCGACCUCUUCCAGGUUUACACACAUCGAUUAUAAAAGGGAAAAAAAAUGUGCCUUUUUUACUUCAAAUAUCAUCUUAGCCAUUUUCUUCCUACCUGUCCAAGGUGUGCUUCUCUUUAACCCAUCAUGGUCUACCUUCAUCAUAUGUUGAUUGUACUUUUUAUAUUACAUGCAGUUGCAAGUUUUCCUUUUUUCCCAGUGGCUGUGUUUAUCUUUAGAAGUGGCAGCUCGGUCCAUCCUCUGUGUGUAGAAAUGAUCCGUAUUGUUAAGAAAGAAUAUUCAAAGCUUGCUUCCUUUGACAUGAUUUCCCGCACAUUUAACUCCACAUUUAAGUGCGAAUGGAGCACUUUGUACCCUGCUAAAGGCUUUAAAAGACUGUGAAGAAAGACUGUUAUGUUGUAUCAGUCUUUACUAUAUGACUUUAGAUGGAAUUUAGAAUUUCUUUCUAUUAGGAAAUAGCCCACUGUUAUUCAUUUUAGCCCCCACUCCUGCCCCAGUAGUCUAAUAAUGGAAUGUGAUAGAUUUGCGUCUACCAAUCAGAAAUGAGAGGGCAUAUUUUAUUGUGUUUGCAAGAUUAUGUCAUUUUUUAAUUCAUCAGGAAAAAUCUGAUGAACCUUCCGGGGUUCUGCCAUGGCUAAGACUAGUUGGAAAAUAACCGUCCUUCAUUUUUAAGUUCUUUUUACAAUCUGUUGUGUCGAACUGACAAAGAUGCAGUCAUGAUUCUGCCACUGAUGAUCCUUCUUCAACAGUAUAUCCACGCUCUCAUUAACCAUCUGCUUUGGGAAAUAUGUUAUCGAAAGCUUAUGCGUUCCUUUCAUUGCGUUGUUUUUAAUGUUUUUAAAAGAAUAGUUAUACAUUUUGGGACAUAUGCUCACUUGCUUUCAUGCAGAGUUGAGAAGAUCAGUACCAGUGUCGUGUCUGUGCAGUAAAUGUAAAGCUGGAGUCAGCAGUUGGCUAGCUUAGCUUAGCAUAAAGUCUGGAAACAGGGAAACAGCUAGCCUCACUGUCCAAAGGUGCAGCAUCUUUAAACCUCAGUAAUUAUCACAUGAUAAACAUGUAAAAACGUAGAGUUACGUGUCAGACUGUUUCUUGGCUGGGACAAGAAACUUCCAGGAGUUUUCACUGGUUGCUUGGCAACUGGUCCUCACCAUGAAAUAGUCAGAUACAUAACAGAGAUAAUGUAUUUAACCUAUAUUAAUGGGUUACAGAGGUGCUGCUAACCAGAUUCUGUUAUCAGGCUAGCUGUUUCCCUGUUUCCAGUGUUUAUGCUAAGCUAACUGUCUCUUUAUCUUGGCUGUGGCUUCAUAUUCACCAUACAGACACGAGAGUGGUAUAAAUCUUCUCCUCUAACUCUCAGUAAGUAGAAGUGAUUAAGUCUAAUUCCCAAAGUGCCACAACUCUUCCUUCAGGAUCAACAGUUUGUAUGAUAGACGGCUUGUUUAAUCAGCACUUUGGAUCAGAUGUUAGCAGACUCAUUACCCUGUAAACCUCCCACAGCUGCUGACAACCUUCGACCCCCCCCACACACUUUUAACCCUUCUGCUCCGUUAACGCCCUGUAGGCACCUUGUCUCUGUGUGUUUGUCUUUUAGUACUUUUGCACGUUUACUUGUUUUGUCUGUUACUUAGUCAAACCCCAACAUUUGAAAGCACUUGGCAUCAGUCACCUCGUAGAGUCACAUAUGAAGUGUAGUGUCACUGACCAGGGAGGCAGGCAAAAUGGAUCCUUCAUUCUCUGGGAGCUAUUUCAGUGCCAAACUCCUGUUUUGUCUGUUUUCAGUGAUGCUGAAAGUUGGUCAGUGUUCGUAUCAGAGGAGGAAACGAGUCCCAGCAUUUAAGUUUAUUAAUUUGUCCAAUGACUAGAGAAUUAAUUGAGGUCAUUGAUGAGUGAUAAGCGAGCUUUAUUUGUAACACUCACAGACGUGUUGUGUAAUCCCACAGAAUAAUGUAGGUCUGUCAGUAUUCCUAUUUUUGUGUGUUGUAUGUGGGAAUUUGAAAUGUGUUGCAACAUUUUCAUCAGUCGCGGUUGUCUGCUUAGUUUGUCGUCAGUGUGUUUCAUAACCCGGACAUGCUGUUGGUGUUUAAAGCACAAAAUAACACGUUUUGACACGAAUGUGAACCUUAAAGAAGAAUUUGUUUAGUCUAAAAGAAACAUUAUUGGCAGAUUAAAGAUAAUGCUCUGUCAGUUAGAAAUAAUUGGAUAAAUAUGUCAAAGUGAGGGCUCACUGGUGCAUUUCCACUUAAAAAAUGUCAAAAUGUUCCCAAAAUGCUAGACUAUCCCAACAACAAAUAUAAAAGCACUCGUAAAUUUCAAGCCACUCCCAUGCUCAGGUUGUUGAAACGUUCAUGUCUAGUACAGCACGUGGUCGUCCAUGUUUAGUCAUUCAUGUCCUGACAUUAAGAACCAAAAACAUUCAGUUUUAGAUUCCCAAAUGUGUCUGCUUCUGUAAGUUUAUGGUAUAUUUUGUCAGAAAAAAAAGUUCACUUGACAGAUAAAGUUUCAUGAAUGUGCUGCCACAGUGACAUUCACACCCAGGCUCAGAGAAAGGACGCUUGUUAUUUUUUUCUUUCUUUCUGAGGUUUUAAUCAGAAAAUAAAACCUAUCCUCAUUAAUUGCAUAGGGGUUACUCAUGGGUUACUUUCACAUUCAGUGUAUCCAAAUCUCUGCUGCUGCUGCUCCUCAUGUAAACAGGUAUAUAUAUACAUAUAUAUAUAUAUAUAUAUAUAUGAAAUCACACACUUGCCUCUUCUUGCUCAAAAAUGUAUGCUUGCUUAACCUGUACAUUUUUGAGGAGGACAACUGAAUAUGCAAUAGAAAUAACAGAUAAUCUAUCACCAUCACAUAACAAGAUGUGGUUGCUUCCUUUUGUUUUUUCCUCAGUUUUUUUUUCCAGUAUAAGCUAUUUGCAUACAGGAGAUUCACAUUAACUUCAGGAAAUGAUGCACACACACAGUAAGAAGUCCACACAGACUGCACAAAAAAAGCCUAUUUGAUGUUUGACAACAAGGUGACCAAAGCAAGUACAGACAAAUUCAACAUUAAUGUCAGUGUAAACUAAGUAGCUCCUAGAAGACAAAUGUACAGUUAUUUGUUUUUUCCUUUUUUAAAACACUUUUUAUUUUCUAACGUGAUGGCUUUGGUCAAAUUGUGUAAUACUGUGAAUAGGAUAGGAGUCAGUCUUUUUCACACACAAAACUGUUUGUGAAAGUAAUCAACCAGCUUGAAUCUAAAAAGAUUUGCACUACCCAAAUAUUGUUUGAAAAUCUAUUUUGUAUAAAACAUAUGCAGACAUUAACUUUUGAGAAUUAUCAAGGGCAGAUCAUGUUUCACUGGUAUAUGCUUUCUCUAAAAAAAAGCUUUGUUUUGCUUAAAAAAAAUGUAAUAUGUACAUAUAAUCCAUUGUAAAGAAAAUGUGGUGUAUUUGUCUCCAAAUAAUAGUUUUUCUAUACCUACCCUCUGUAUUAUUUCUCCUCUGUAGUGUGACUCCUGUUGAUCUUUUCCUCCAUUGAUUAAAGGUCGAACUGUAUUUCUUUGUGUGGUACUUCUCGAAACAACUGUAAGCUGGUGUUUGCCAUGAUAUUAACUCGAUGAUUUUGAACAAUGGAAAUGGUAAGCUCGUUGUAAGCCACUUUUCAUGAUCCACAGCAAGCACUUGUUCAUCAAAUAAAUGCGCUUUUCCAUUCUGA